CCAAAUCAAAACUUACUGUGUUAGCAGGCUUCUACAUACUGCUGUGACCUUUUUGUUUUUGAGAGUCCAUCCCCACAACUCAAAUUUGAAAGUAGAUCAACCAUAGUUGCAGUAGGCUACACUGUCAGUAGAGGCUGCCUGCUUUAUAUAUCUUUAAUGUCUGGACCAAAUAAAUUAUCUCUGACCUAGCACACUCUCCUGACUCUGUUUUUAUUGUCUGGCAGGAAAACUAUGAAUGAAAUGAGCUGGCGUUCCCUCAGAGCCUUUGCUGAGCUAAAGGACGGAAGCUAAAGAAAAGACAACAGCAACCAGCAGACCUUGUGUUCACCUGCCAUCAUCAUGUCGGCAGACACAGACCCGGACCCCCCACAGUUUGUGAAUCCCCCGCCUCCUGAGGUGACCAACCCCACCAGGCCAGGGCGAAGGACCAACCAGCUGCGAUUCAUGCAGAAUGUAGUGAUCAAAUCCCUCUGGCGGCACCAUUUCUCCUGGCCUUUCCACCAGCCUGUUGAUGCAGUAAAACUUGGACUACCAGAUUAUCACACUAUAAUAACAUCACCCAUGGACCUGGGAACCAUCAAGAAACGUCUAGAGAACAACUACUACGAGAGUGCAAGUGAAUGUAUGCAAGACUUCAACACCAUGUUCACCAACUGCUACAUAUAUAACAAGCCUACAGAUGACAUAGUGCUGAUGGCCCUCGCCAUGGAGAAGGUUUUCUUGCAAAAAGUCGCCGCGAUGCCACAGAAAGAAGAGGAGAUUUUUCCUCAUGCAGCCAAAGGGAAGAGCAGAAAAAGUAGCAGUCCAGGUGCACAGAAUGGAAGUCUGACGCCCACAUCUCAGCCAAGCCUCAGCUGCACACUCUCCGGCUCAUCCUCAACGCCCAAACACCCUCCACGGAGCUCCACAAAACGGAAGCUAGACAGCACUACCGAUUGUUCCUCAGCAGCCACGGCCAGUUUGAGUGAUUUAUCGGGAAGCAAGAGGAGACGUGACCGCACAGGCCGAGCAAUCAAUCCCUCUAUGAAGGACUUUGAAGACAAUGAGUUGCCACAACAAGAAAGUGAACAAGGCAGACUGAGCGAACAGCUUAAGUACUGCAACAAUAUCCUGGUGGAAAUGCUGUCUAAGAAACACAAAGCCUACGCCUGGCCUUUCUACGAGCCGGUCGAUGUCGAAGCUCUGGGGAUACACGAUUACCACAACAUCAUCAAAUACCCCAUGGACCUCAGGACGGUUAAGAGAAAGAUGAAUAGAGGAGAGUACCAGGAUGCUCAAGGCUUCGCUGCAGACGUCAGGCUCAUUUUUUCCAAUUGCUACAAAUACAACCCUCCACAUCAUGAUGUCGUCGCUAUGGCCAGAGUACUACAGGGUGUGUUUGAGCAGAGGUUCGCAAAGAUGCCAGAUGAGCCGGUGGAGCCGCUCCCACCAGCAACGGCUGCAGGUUUUAGUGGGAUAAGCACCAACAGCUCCUCCAACUUAAACGACUCAGACGUAAAAGUGGAGCAUGCCACCAGACUUGCUGAGUUGCAGGAGCAGGUGGGUGCAGAACAGCUUAAGCUCUCUGCACUCUCUGAAGUCCCUGUGAUUAAACCAAAGAGGAAAAGGGAAAAGGAUAAAAAAGCGGAACGCAGGCAACAUAAAGACAAUUCAAAUCCCAACUCCAGAAAGCCGUGGAAGAGAAGCAAAGACUGGGAUUCAGAUGAUGAAAGUCUGCAGAUGACGUACGAAGAGAAGCACCAGCUGAGCCUUGACAUUAACCGGUUACCUGGCAUUAAGCUGGGCCGCGUGGUGCGCAUCAUCCAGACACGAGAGCCGUCAAUGCGCGACACCAACCCAUACGAGAUCGAGAUUGACUUUGAGACGCUGAAGCCGUCCACUCUGCGUGAGCUGGAGCAGUACGUCAGGGCUUGUCUGCGCAGGAAGUUCAAGAAAUUUCAAAAAAAAAGCAGCCAAGUCCGAUGCAGCAGCUCUUCAGAUUCUGCCACCAGCGGCUCCAGUGCCUCCGGUUCAGAACACAGUGAUUUGUAACUUCAUUUUAUUUAUUUCUUCUGUUGUGACCAAAAAAAGUGCCUUUAAAAUGUUAAUCAUGCUUAUAUUUGUAUUUGUUUAUAUGUUUAAGUAUUUGAAAAAUUAAACCUCCCACACAGUUUUUCUAUUCUAUUUAUAUAUAAAUCGCAGUAUCCACCACUGGUGUUACUUAUCAGACAAUAUAAAUUCACAGCAUAGCUUGGGGGCUGGUGAUCCUUUCAUAACAUCUGAGUUUCAACCAAUAUCCUGCCUCUGUCACUCCUUUUGUCCAUACUGUUUAAUUACAGAAAAGGCCUUUUCUUCAAAUCCAAUGUGGAUAUGCAAUUGUUCUUUCAAACAUCCAAUUGUUGCAUGAAACCACACUCAAAAGAGCUGUUACAGUUGACAGAAGUGUCGUUUAGCAUCUUAUUAUGAAUGAUUUCAUCAUUUCUACUGUAGCACAUGAUCAGAAAAAAAGAGAUCUAAAGGGCCACGGGGAAAACAACCACUCCAAGCUAACUGCAAAGUUAAAAGGGAAACUGUUUGGGAAUGUAACAGAGAUUUUUAUCUUUAUCAGAUCAGUACGGUUGAUUAGAGAGAAGGGAGAGACUGGAUAGAAGAAUGUUGCUUCCUCAAAAUCAAUCCGUGACGCUUUAUUUCUCACCUGUGUCAGACAUAUGUGUCCGUUAAAGUUGUGGAAGAAAAAGCUUUUGGUUGGUUGGUCAAAUGUGGAAAUGUAGGUGGCUUAAGAGUUAGAGAGCACACAUACACAUACAUGUGAUUCACAUCCUUGUAGGACCAGGUCUGAAAUCUGUCGUAGUUGUGUGUUUCGGCCUUCAUUCUGACUGUGUCCAGGUUGUAAUGGCUCUGCUGUUUGAGAUACAAGUCACCACAAAAAUCAGUAGUCCCAAUCAUAUUAUCAUUGAUUCAUAAUACAUCUAUGACAGUUGGAGCUCUUAAAGUGAAAUUAUCUGUGUUUCCCAGAAGUUUAUUGUAAUAUAUAUUGUAUUUUUUGGGAUGGUGUUGCUAUACCAAAUAACCAUGCAGGUCCAGUCAGAGGGAAAAUGCAUGUAUUCUUUACUUUGCCUUACCUGAGUGCAGAAUUACCCUCCUAUGUUCCAUUUAGUAUUAAUGAGCAUUAUGUAAGAAUUUGUUAAACUGUUUCUACACUGUAACGCAGUGCGUAUUAAUAUAGUUGUCAACUACUUUAACUCCUUCUGUGAAGCAGGUAAAGUGUUUACCAAUCUUUGCCUGUUUCAUACAUUAUGUGGCUAUUUGAAAACUUGGCUGAAAGACAAAAGUAAUAAAAGGGAUAGUUUGGAUGUUUUGGCGUGUGUUAAAGUUUCUCAGAAUAUUAUCACCACUUUUCUAUACCAUUAUAUAGUCCAGUUUAAGUUGACAUGUUAUGAAGUGUCGCUGCUCUAUGCUCUCAUCAGAGCUACCUGACUCCAUUGACAAAAAAUGUUAUUUUACUUAGCAAAACACAGGAGUUGAUGGUCUACCACUGCCUUGACCAGUUAGUUUAUUUGUGUUAUUGUGUUUUCAAGAGUUUGUUUGGAUUCACCAAAGUCACACAAUAACACAAACAAGGUAAAUGAUUGAGGCAGGUGUAGUGCAGCAACUCCUAUGUUCUACAGCAGGGAUGGGCAACUUAAAUACUGGAGGGGGCCACAAUUUUUCAUCAACACUACCACAGGGCCACAUAUAGGACCGUGCACUUCACCAGAUAUGAUGAAUCUGCAAUUUUAAAUAUGUUUACAGUGCAGUAACUUAACAUAUUUCAUGCUCAAAUGCAUGUUUAACAGUAUAAAUAGGAAUACAAAAGGUUUGAAGCAAAUAAAAAAUAACCACUUACUGUGAUUUCUUUUUUUUUUCAGUGUAAAAACAGCAGACCAAAAUUAAUUGCAAGAAGUAAUUUUGUGCAUUUUGACACUGCACUUUUAAGAUUUCAUACUCAAAUGCAUGUAGUUGUACUGAGGGCCACUUCAAGUGAGGGUGCGGGCCAUAUGCGGCCCCCGGGCCUCCAGUUGCCCAUCCCUGGUCUACGGGGUUAAAUAUCUGUUUUUGUCUAUGGAGUCUGGUGGCUUUGACUACUAGAGCAUCGAAUGGCUUUAUUUCCCUCUGCAUGAACUUAAACAGGGCUGACAGCAAGGUAAAAAGGUGAAAAUAUUCCAUACAGAUAUUUAUUUGAUAUUUUAUUUUAUUUAUUUAUUUUUUACAGUUGCUAUAAUACAUUUUGCUGCUGCCUCCAUCCUCAGCAGUAGCUUCUGUAUCUGCACUCCUGUCUGAAUCUCUAAACUGGGGGCAUGCUGACCGCCAUCUACUCCAGAUAACACACUACUUAUGGAUAAGAAUCUCAUACAACCCCACUUAAAAAAAGUCCAAACUAUCCCUUUAAUGAUGUGUCUCAUAGUUACAUAGAUGUAACACUAAGACGUUUAUUGUUGUUAUGCUUCAGUACUUAAUUUAUGUAACUGUUCAAGUUCAACCUUUUAUUUUUAUUUAUCUAACAUUUAUUUUUUACUUUAUCUCUGUUCUGAAUUUUAGUCCAUCAUGAUCGUUUUCAUUUCACUUUCACCGUUUUUGCCAUCAUUGGUUAUUGUUGUAAGCAGAGCAGUACAGAAACUGUUCUGCUGAAUGACCUUUGUGGAGGUUCACACCAGUAUUUUGCAUGUUGUACUAGUACAUUUACAAUAAAUUAUUUACACUGAAUAUUAUCA
This is a messenger RNA of Centropristis striata (black sea bass), 4730 nucleotides long. RefSeq names its product bromodomain-containing protein 3-like. Gene Ontology annotation, biological process: chromatin remodeling; regulation of DNA-templated transcription. The transcript is spliced from 10 exons. Lineage: Eukaryota; Metazoa; Chordata; Actinopteri; Perciformes; Serranidae. Gene Ontology annotation, cellular component: nucleus; chromatin. Bases 340 to 2031 code for a protein of 563 amino acids. The record is from RefSeq and is a predicted model, not a curated record.